Salvia splendens (bonfire salvia) is the source of this 3185-nucleotide messenger RNA. RefSeq names its product putative disease resistance protein RGA3. The transcript has 6 exons. Bases 466 to 2997 code for a protein of 843 amino acids. NCBI's taxonomy places the organism in Eukaryota, Viridiplantae, Streptophyta, Magnoliopsida, Lamiales, Lamiaceae. The record is from RefSeq and is a predicted model, not a curated record. Gene Ontology annotation, molecular function: protein binding; ADP binding.
UUAUCUUCACAUUCCAAAAGAUGGAAAAUGGAAUCAAUAAUUGUAUUAAAGCUGGAAAUAAAGAUGAUGGUUUGAUUUCCACCUUUAAACCAAGAUAAGAAAAUAUAAGGGAAAAAUACUUUAAUUGUUCUAAAUUUUGUGUUGUCGUCGUCCUCUGCAGCACCUCGUUGCCACCGUCGACCGCUACACAACCAUAGUUUGCCAGCUUGCAGCACCUCGUUGCCACCGUCGACCGCUACACAACCAUAGUUUGUCAGCCUUGCAGCACCUCGUUGCCACCGUCGACCGCUACACAACCAUAGUUUGUCAGCCUUGCAGCACCUCGUUGCCACCGUCGACCGCUACACAACCAUAGUUUGCCAGCCCUGCAGCCAGCCUUAAACGUAAUCUCUAUCAGCCAGCAACGAUUUAGUCUACCGUGCAGGAUAAAUCAAAAAAAAAAAAAAACAGCUCCAAAUAACAUAAAUGGCGGAUGCUAUAGUUUCAGAAGUGGUGGGGAGAAUUGCAACUAUGUUAGAAGAUAAGAUUCGGUAUGAAGUCAAUUUGGUUAGAGGCGUGAAGGACGAACUUCGUUAUCUUUCCGAGAAGCUCAACACUAUCCGACAGGUGUUGGAUGAUGCAGAAAAGAGAGGAGUGAAAGAUGAAAGUGUCAAAAGAUGGUUGAAGAAGCUCGAAGCUAUGGCCUAUGAGAUGGAGGAUAUUUUGGAUGAAUGGAACUACUAUUCUCUUCUCAAAGAUAAGAUGGAACCUAAGCAAAAGAUAGGAUGCUCCUUCAUCAGAUCUUCUUGUUUAUGUUUCAAAAAAGUUUCAGUCCAUCGUGAUAUUGCCAAGAAAAUUGAAAAUGUGAAAGCUAUGCUUGAACAGAUUUACGAGGAGAGAAAGGAAUUUGAUUUUGUCAUCGCUCCGCCUACAACUGAUCCCGUGCCCACACCUUGGCGAGUGCAAUCCACACCUCUUGUUGACUUGACGAAAGUUCACGGGGUGGAUAUACAUAACAAAAAAGAAGACAUAGUGAGCAAACUAAUGCUUAAUGGUGGUCAUACCCAAGUUUUGUCUAUUGUUGGAACCGGGGGACUUGGGAAAACAACUCUUGCCAAACUUGUUUAUAAUGAUGAACGAGUGAAGGAUUGUUUUGAAUUAAGAAUAUGGAUUUGUGUUUCUGAUCCAUUUGACGUGGCUGGGAUCGCAAUUGGAAUUGUUAACAAAGUGGGAAUAGAAGAGAUUCCCCCGAAUUCCAACCAAUUGGCACUGGUAUUAGAAAAGCUAGAGGCAUCCAUUUCGGGAAAAAAGUUUCUUCUUGUGCUGGAUGAUGUUUGGACAGAAGACAACACCAAGUGGGAGCCUCUGAAAAUCAGUCUCCAAUGUGGUGCAGCAGGCAGUAAAAUUCUGGUGACAACGAGAAAGGAAACGGUAGCUAAGAUGGUCCGUACCUUAAACGAUGAUAUGUAUCACCCAAAUAAGCUUAGUGAAGAAGAAUGUUGGUCAUUAUUGUGUGACACAUCUCUUCCUGGAAAGAGUGAUGAAGAAUGUGGAAAAUUCGAGGUGUUUGGCAAGAAAAUAGCUAGAAAGUGCAAUGGAUUGCCUCUUGCUGCAAUUGUUUUGGGAACACUUUUGCAGUUCAAGGAUUUGGAAGGAUGGAAACAUGUAGAGAAGAGUGAAAUAUGGGAAUUGGAGAAUGCAAAAGUAGAGCUUUUUCCUCAUUUGGUUUUAAGCUACAAUGAUUUGUCCCCGGCUCUUAAGUGUUGUUUUUCAUAUUGUGCCGUCUAUCCUAAAGAUCACACAAUUCAUGCAGAGACUCUGAUAGGAGAGUGGAUGGCGCAAGGUUAUCUAGGGUCUGAUAGUGGAAACAGUGCACUUGAGCUGAAAGGGCGAGAGAACUUGAGAAAUUUAGCAAUGCGUUGUUUGAUUCAGGACAUUGAGAAAAGUAAGUCGGGGGAGCAGAUAGAAAGGUGUAAAAUGCAUGAUAUAGUACAUGAUUUUGCUAUGUUUCUUAGGAAGAAUGAUGACAAAGAGAGAAGUUGUCAAGCUUGUGACUCUUCAUUGGUUUCUCAUGUCCAAGAAUAUCGGAGUCUUCCGUGGGACUAUGAACCACCAGUAGAUGAAAGAGACAGAAGUUUUCAAGUUUGUAAUUGCAUAAAAAGUCUUAGGGUGAUGAGCAUUUACAGAUGUAUUCCAGUAGGAAUAGAAAUGUUAAUUCACUUGAGAUGCUUGGAUUGUAGUGAUAUUGCAUUGUCAAAGGAUGACCUCGAAAUCAUAUGCAGGCUUUAUUUCUUGCAAACUCUUCUCUUAUCAAGGUGCGGCCUAACUGUGAUACCACGAGAAAUUGGAAAUUUGAAUCAAUUAAGACGACUUGACUUAUCAAGGUGCGGCCUAACAGUGAUACCACGAGAAAUUGGAAAUUUGAAUCAAUUAAGACGACUUGACUUAAGGUGGAAUAGAGAACUAAAGGAGUUACCAGGGAGCGUGUGUAGUUUGAUUGAAUUGCGAUCUCUUUCCUUAGAAUGGUGCUCUCUAGAAGUGAUUCCACAAGAAAUUGGGAAUUUGGUGAAGUUAAGAGAACUUGACUUAAGUUGGAAUACAAAAUUAAAGGAGUUACCAGAGAGCAUUUGUAGUUUGGUUGAACUGCAAAUCUUGAAGAUUGAAGGCACUGAUAUCAACUGUCUGCCUAAAGCAUUAGGUGACUUAAGUAAUCUCUGCACACUGCAACUGCGCGAAUUUAAAGUAGGAAGUGAAUACAACAAGUUGGGUUUUCUGAAAACAGUAUACCAUUGUCUUACCGAAUCCGAAUCUCUAAAUUUGGAAAUCUACUGGAGUAGUAUGAGUGAAAUGGAGGAAUUAGUUGAGGAUGCUCGACAAGCAGAUUUACAGUCAGUCCUUCAAAAACUAGAAUCACUCAGAAUAUAUUUCAGGGGUAGGAUGAAUGAAAUGGAGCAAUCAUCAACAUCAUCAUCAAUGUGGAUGGAGGUAGCAGAAGCUCUCGUGCCUCAUCACUGUUGAAAUUUGCCAAAAUCCAAAUCCCACAUCGGUGGGUUGAUAAUUGUUUGGGGGUGUGGCUGCCUAUAAAAGGAGCUCACCCCCACUUUGUAAAUUAUCCCAAAUUGUACUCUUCUCCAUUUAAAUAUAUAAGUGGGCUCUGCAGAGGGUGCUCGGAGACGUAGGCAAUUUGGCCGAACUCCGUUAUCAAA